AUGGACGUUACGGUGCAACGCACCAACACGGGACGAUGUUGGGGCGGGAGCACGGGUAGUUGCUUAGUGACAGUAGUGCAGCCAGGGGGGAUGACCCGGCUCGGAGAUUUUAUUGGACUGGGUCACGGGGAAUGCGGCCCGGCAUGCCAUGGAAGCCCCGCUCGGAUCCCCAAUUCCAUGCUAGCAACGGUUUAUGACGACAGCAAUCAUGAUAACAGCAAUCAUGCUGGCCUCUGCUCCAACACACUCUCGACGCUUUUGAAGAAGAUCGACCAGCGAGCAAUCUGCCAUGGCGAGGGCCACAGGCUACAACCCGGCCUACUUAACCUAGGCGUGCUUUCACAUCCACCGCCUCGCCCAAUGAUCUUCCUGUCCUCCCCAUGUGAGUCCAGCAUGACCAUGUCCUCGUCCACGCCCUCUUCCUCGUCAAAAUCGCUCCUCGAGACCCUGGCUGCGCGCAUCGCCGCUAAUGCAGAGGCCAUCAGCGCCUUCAAUGCGCAACAUAGGCAUCCCAAUCGCUCGUUCGACCGGGAUGCGCCCACGACGUUGCUCCCCCCCGGUGCCCCGCAGGACCUGCGCGUCAAGCAGCAGGAGCUCAUCGACGCGGCGUCGGAGCUGCAGCUGCUGGCAACGGACGUGAAUGAAUAUCUGGUUCGCCAGGCUGUUAACAAUAACCAAUUCUACUGUCUUCGAUGGCUCUUCCAUUUCCGGAUCCCGACCCUAGUCCCCCUGGACAGGCCGAUCGCCUACUCGGAGCUGGCGGCCGCCGCCAAGGUACCCGAUUACCAGCUCAAGAGCAUCGCGCGCAUGGCGAUCCUGAUCGACUUCUUCACCGAGCCGGAGCCAGGCCUGCUGGCGCACAGCAGCACGUCAGCCGCGUUCGCGACGACGCCGAGCCUGCUCGAAUGGGGCUACUUCCUGACCAGCAUCUCGGCGCCCAUGACGACCAGGAUGGUCGAGGCGACCGAGCGCUGGGGCGCGACCGACGCCAAGAACCACACGGCGUACAACAUCGCCCACGACACGGACCUGCCCAUCUUCCAGCACGUGGCGUCGUCGCCCGAGCUGAGCAAGCAGUAUGCCUCGUACAUGAAGAACCAGACCAUGAGCGAGGGGAACAGCAUGCAGCAUGUCGUAAACGGGUUUGACUGGGCGUCGCUGGGCGAGGCCACUGUAGUCGACGUCGGCGGAUCAAUGGGCCACGCAAGCGCAGCGCUCGCCUCUGCAUUUCCGCACCUGAACUUGAUCGUCCAGGACCUGCCGGACACGAUCCGCAGCGCUCGAGCAGCAGCGGCAUCAGCAUCAUCAAACUGGUCCGAGUCGGUCGCAAAGCGGAUUACGUUCCAAGAGCACGACUUUUUCACGCCACAGCCCGUCGCGAACGUGGACGCGUUUUUCCUCCGGAUGAUCCUCCACGACUGGCGCUCGGCCGAAUGCGUCACCAUCCUGCGACACCUGAUCUCCGCAUUGAAGAAGCCCAACGGUCGGAUCAUCGUCAUGGACAUUGUCCUGCCGCGCGCGGGGGCCGGCUUCAGCAGCAGCAGCAACGGCAGCGCCAGCACUAAUAAUACUGAUAACACCAACGGCUCCUCCUCAUCCCCCGCCCUAACACCUUCCAAAACACAAGAAGCAGCGCUACGGGUACGCGACCUGACGAUGCUGCAAGCGCACAACAGCCACGAGCGGGACCUCGACGACUGGAUGCGCCUGUUCGCCGAGGCCGAUCCGGCCCUCAAGCUUCGGAACGUGGUGCAGCCGUUCAAGAGCGUCAUGGCCGUGAUGGAGUUGAGUUAUGGGGAUAAAUAA
Molecule: messenger RNA, 1806 nt
Organism: Rasamsonia emersonii CBS 393.64
Lineage: Eukaryota; Fungi; Ascomycota; Eurotiomycetes; Eurotiales; Trichocomaceae
Exons: 5
Coding region: 1-1806 (601 amino acids)
Molecular function (GO): O-methyltransferase activity
Source: RefSeq, a predicted model, not a curated record